Messenger RNA from Pelodiscus sinensis (Chinese soft-shelled turtle), 1604 nucleotides. RefSeq names its product HYLS1 centriolar and ciliogenesis associated (gene HYLS1). Gene Ontology annotation, cellular component: centriole; non-motile cilium. The record is from RefSeq and is a predicted model, not a curated record. Gene Ontology annotation, biological process: cilium assembly. Lineage: Eukaryota; Metazoa; Chordata; Testudines; Trionychidae.
ACAGCGAUGAUAAUUGGAAGUUUGCCUGUUGUCUACUAGCCGGGUCUUGCUUAGUGCCUCAAACAGUUUCUCUUCAAUGGUGUUGUUAGUGUUCUCCUGGCUGGCAAAGCCCUGGUAUCCCCAACCCAGUUUAUUCUUGCAGAAUGAGACAAUAAGUCCAGCCCAGGUGAAAUCAUGGAGGCACUAGCAGGACCAGAUCAGUACAGAUGGGCCACUAUGAACCAUAAAGAGAGGCUGGCAGCAGCUGCUAUGGCCUUUACUCAAUUUUGUGCAGAGCACGGAGAUGGAGAUACCCUGAGAAGAACCCAUGCGCCAACCCAGUAUGACCCUUACACUAAAGCAUCAGUGGCUUCUGGGAUCAGGCCAUCUCUUCAUUUAUUGAUGCAGCACCACCAGGCAGAACACAGUGUGCAACCAGAGACUCUCUCAGAGGGUCUUAGAGGAAUGAGGAAGCCAGUAAUGAAGAGGAAAGUUCUGAGGCGGAUGCCAGAUGGAGAGGUACAUGUGUCUGAUGAGUCAGUCAUCAGCGAACCAGAAACCAGUGCUGAAAGCGACCCUGAGAUCUCAGACCUACAACGGAGAUUGCUCCAUUUACACCCCCAGCAGGAAGACACUGCAUCAGAGGUAGAAAGUGAGCCAAUCCACAAUUCCCAUGGAAAGCUUUACUUGGAUCUUCCUCGUCGCAGUGGCUCUCAUGGAGAUCCGCCAUUUCUUCCUAGGGAAUGCCACAGUCGGGGUUCUCCAGUUUAUGAACAAGACUUGAUUAUGACUGGCCAAUCAAAAUCCUUCAUUCCUCCAAGAUUAGAGCAGCAAGGUCGUAAUCGUGGUAAGAUUGACCGAGUGGCCCGCUACUUUGAGUAUAAGCGGGACUGGGAGUCAUUCCGGAUACCAGGGGAGGAUCAAAGGAAAGAAUUACGUUGGGGCAUCCGGGAACAAAUGUUCUACAAGCCUGACCUCCCAGCCAGGUCUCAACACGUCUAUGUCCCCAACAACUAUCUGGUGCCAACAGAAAAGAAGAGAUCUGCCCUGCGCUGGGGGAUACGCUGUGACCUGGCAAAUGGCCUCAUUCCCAGGAAGAACUCCUUUUCUUCAUAGUUAUCUAGAGUCUCUUCAACCUCCAUCCACAGAACUCUCCAUCCCUUAGUGCCAAUCAAAGAUCUGCCUGCUCUGCGCAGGAAUAGUGCAUCAUAUUUAGCUAUUUGUUCCUUCUAGAGAUCCUGAAUAUAUCAAGUUGACUAUGAUCUCCUUUGCUUCUAGACAAAGAGGGUUGAUUAUGGUAGAAAACAGCUUUACCUGGCCAGCUUCCUGAAUAUUUGCAUUGGAAUGUCAGUUGCAUGCCACUUAUCUUUCUAUUAGCAAAAUCCAAAGAGCUUAUCUUUGAAGACACUAUUGAGCAGCUUCUGAUACAAAGUGGAUAUAAUGUAAACAGUCAACCUACUGGAAUCUUCUGUGCUCAGGGGAAUAACCAAUAUCACCAAUUAUAUAUUUUUUGCCUUUUAUUUGCACUGGCUCCUGUGGAUGAAUUGCGGUUGUGCUACUGAUGGUGUUUUAUUUAUGGCUUCUGAGUGACAGAUACAUUUCUUCUAAUAAAGUAUGUGAAAAGA